Messenger RNA from Aureobasidium uvarum, 1446 nucleotides. The record is from the annotation of a GenBank genome assembly. Lineage: Eukaryota; Fungi; Ascomycota; Dothideomycetes; Dothideales; Saccotheciaceae.
AUGGCGGUCGUCGUUGAACAAACCAUUCCUUUUGCAAGGGAACAGCUCGAUACCGAGAACACCACGAGAUGGAACACACUAUACCCAUUGAUCCGACCUUCCAUCAAGGCACUAAAGACCAAAUCAGGCCAGACAGUGCUUGUAGAUCAGACACUUGCGGACGACAAAUUCGUCAGAGUCGUCGUGAUUGGCAAGGCUGGCAACUUUUCGAGCAAAUUGCUCUCGGACAAGCACAUCACCGCUGUUGUCACCGACUGCGAAAGCGGUAGCGAAUGUUCGAGCAAAGACCUUGUGAAGGCGAUCAACGAGGCCGGACAUCAGCAACAAGCCGGCAUAGUCAUCCUGAGGUCGGGUCAACAGAGGAGUUUGACCAGGGUUGAGGACGAACUGGUUGAGGUUGGACUCGCGGACGAUCUGGAUGUAGAUCAUCUGAUUCAUCUCCUUGGAGCUACCACGGAUGCAACAAGAUCUUCGAUUGAGACAACAUACGAAGUGCUGAAGAACUUCCUCAACACCUCGACGACCGUGACUGCGAGGUUCCAGACAGGAAAGGAAGGUGGUCGACCAGCGAUAUCCAACCCCGAGGGGCAAUCCAGUGGUUACGAAGAAGCAAGACAUGCUAUUCAAGAGGCACUAGAACAGGCCAUGCGACCACACGCCAAGCAGAAGGACGGCAUCACCCACUCCGUGCAUUAUUCAGACAUCAAUGGUCUCUCACGAUUGGAGAACUAUAUCCUUGGCUUAGAGAUCGCGACUUACCUNCAUCAGAACCUGGAAGCUCAACCUGAACCAACAAAUCCCCUUGCCGACGAAACCACCGAAGGUAGCAACCUGACCAAAGUCGAUUCGCGAUACAUGAAGUUCACCGAUCACGCAGUACGCAGCCGUAUCGAAAACGGAUGCGAUGCAGUGAUCAAAGAAGAAGCGACCAUCACUCGAUACGAUGAAAUCGUCGGCGAUGGCGAUUGUGGCUACACACUCCGCGACGGCGCUAAACAAGUCCUCAAGUUCAUUGCAAACAGGAAUCUCUCAGAGCUGCCCCAGACACUUAGUGAGCUUGUGCACGAUCUUGAGGUGAACAUGGGAGGCACAUCUGGGGCGCUGUAUUGCAUCUUCUUGACUUCGCUGUCAUCGGCUCUGGCUUCGACUGAAUCUGUGGCAACGGCGCUUUCUGUUGCCAUGGAGCAGUUGCUGAACUACACGCGAGCAAGACUAGGUGACAGAACUAUGUUGGACUGUCUGAUUCCAUUUGUCGAGACCUUGAAGUCGACUGGAGACGUUAAAACAGCUCUUGCCGAAGCAGAGAGAGGAGUGGAAAGCACAAAGAAUCUCGAGGCCAAGCUCGGAAGAAGCACGUACUUGGAUGAGAGCGCGACUAGGGGUGUGCCGGAUCCUGGUGCUUAUGGCUUGCUUGUGUUGUUGAAAGGCAUGAGUGUUACCGAGUAG